Bradysia coprophila is the source of this 1488-nucleotide messenger RNA. RefSeq names its product glyoxylate reductase/hydroxypyruvate reductase-like. Gene Ontology annotation, molecular function: hydroxypyruvate reductase (NADH) activity; NAD binding; glyoxylate reductase (NADPH) activity. The record is from RefSeq and is a predicted model, not a curated record. Gene Ontology annotation, cellular component: cytosol. Lineage: Eukaryota; Metazoa; Arthropoda; Insecta; Diptera; Sciaridae.
CAUACCACCAUUCCAUAAUUUCUACUAUCUGAACGUGUUUUCAUAUCACCAAGUUCGUAAGUUAGUGCGGGUCAGCUGAUAGUUGGAGAACGUUGAAUUUAAUUUUUGAAACAAAGUGAUUUAGAUAAGAAAAAUUUGUCUGUUAUAAUACUCAAGAUAAGUGUAUUUCGUAAUUUUGAGUCUAAUUAGAUUUAGUAUUGGCACCGUAAACAAUUACAUGUCAGCAUGUCAGAUAUCCCUAAAGUAUUAGUUAGUCAUCCGAGGUAUCCUGACGCAGGUGUGAGGCUUUUAAAGUCAAAAUUUGAAGUAAUAAUUUGUGAAGGAAUCGAACGAGAGGAAAUUAUACGCAAAUGUGUUGGUGUCGAUGGAAUACUAUGGGCUAACUGUGAACGAUUAGACGCUGAAAUUUUGGACAGUGCUGGUCCCCAGUUAAAAGCAAUUGUAACUGGUACGGCUGGAUUUGACUAUGUUGACUUGACUGAAAUAGAAAAACGAGGCAUACGAUUCGGAUAUACACCGAAUGUACCAAAUAAUGCUGUCGCCGAUCUUGCCAUAGGUUUGAUGAUAGCUGCCGCACGACGAUUCACAGAAGGAUAUCGUCAAAUAGUUGACGAAAGCUGGCAACUGAAUGACCCGUCGUGGAUGCUUGGACAAGAUAUUACGAAUUCAACUGUCGGGAUAGUAGGAUUCGGUAGAAUUGGACAAGUUAUCGCCAGAAGAUUGACGGGAUUUGAUGUUGCUAAAAUAAUUUAUUCAGGCAAUAGCGAGAAAUCGGAAGGUCGAAAGCUCGGAGCUACUUUCGUACCUUUCGAAAAUUUAUUGGUGGAAAGUGAUUUCAUUUUUAUAGCUUGUCCACUAACAAACCAAACCAAAAACUUAUUCGACAAAGAUGUCUUUACCAAAAUGAAACCAACUAGCGUAUUAAUAAACAUUGCUCGAGGAGGUAUCAUUAAGCAAGCAGAUCUAAUAGACGCAUUGCAAUCACGAAGUAUUUUUGCGGCUGGGUUAGAUGUAAUGGACCCGGAACCACUUACAAAGGAUCAUCCACUUACAAAACUAUCGAAUUGUGUCUUGACACCACACUUGGGAUCGGCAGCAACUCAGACCAGAGAAAACGUAUCCAUAAAAUCGGCACAAAAUCUUAUAAAUGGCAUUGAAGACAUACCAAUGAUUUAUUCGCUUCAAUAGAUUCCUGCAAGUAGCCAAACGAUAGAUUCGAUAUUUUGAUAAGUGAUAGAAAGUGGAAUUGUUUAGGACUAGGCUUAAACUUGUCUCACUAGGUUUCUCCUCUUUUUAUCACUUAGUACAAAAUCAGGCCGGACAAGCUCAAAAAAGCCCUUCAGGAUUUGUAUAAAAAAAAUCUGUAGAAAACCCUUCAUUGCCCUGUGGGGACUGUGGAGUCUGAAAAAUACAUUUUUAAUACAAUAGUAAAUUAAGUGAACUCAGAUGCAGAACGAAUAAAUUUACCUCGAUAUUGUUCCACCCUAA